AUGUCGUGUACAGCAGAACCAAUUCCUCUCAUUCCUCUCAUGCUGUUCACCCCAACAGGCAUUCGGAGGCUGGAGGUUUCCCACGUCUGGCUCUCCAUCCCUUUCACUUGCAUUUACAUUGCGUCACUUGCGGGGAACUGCACAAUCCUCUUUGCCAUCGGGACCGAUCCGAGCCCCCACGAGCCCAUGUACCAAUUCCUGUCCUUGAUGGCCAUCACCCAUUUGGUUUCGUCUCUCUCUACAAUGCCAACUGUGAUGAGUGUUUUCUGGGUCAACUACAGGGAAAACAGUUUCAGAGAAUGUUUUGCUCUGCUUUACUUUGUUCAUUUCCUCUCCUUUGUGGAGUCCUCAGUGCUUCUGGCCAUGGCCUUUGAUUGUUAUGUGACCAUCUGGUACCUGCAGAGAUACUCCUCCAUCCUCAGCAGUGCCAGGAUAGGCAGGAUUGGGCUGGCUGCUCUGUGCGGAUACCUCUUAGGAGGGCUGCCAUCGCCUGCUGUCUCAUCAAUCAGAUGUGCAGACAUCGCAUUCAGUAACUGGUAUGACUUUGCUGUAGCCAUUUUUUGUCUGACGUUCAACAUCAUCCUCACCUUUGUGUCAUAUAUACUGAUUGCUGGGGCCAUUCUGAGCAUCACAUCCCAGAGGGAGCAUCUCAAGGCUUUGAACAACUGCCUGUCCUGUAUCAUGGCAGUCCUGAUCCUGUACAUCCCCAUGGGUGGCUUGUCCAUGGUUCACCAGUAUGGCCAGGAUCCUUCCCCUCUUGUUCACAUCUUCAGGUCCAACGUCUGCUUGCCGGUCCUUCCCACGCUGAACCCCGUCUUCUACAGUAUAAAAACUAAACAGAUCCACAGGGAUGUGUCCUCAGGAUCCUCAUGCCAAGGAGGAGCUCCUCUGGUGGGACAUCAGAGAUGUCCCUGGCAGAGAUCGCUGCUCUGGGAAACACCCACCUAA
Grus americana (Whooping crane) is the source of this 948-nucleotide messenger RNA. Its product is annotated as olfactory receptor 51Q1-like. The record is from RefSeq and is a predicted model, not a curated record. Bases 1 to 948 code for a protein of 315 amino acids. Gene Ontology annotation, cellular component: membrane. Gene Ontology annotation, molecular function: olfactory receptor activity. Lineage: Eukaryota; Metazoa; Chordata; Aves; Gruiformes; Gruidae. The transcript has a single exon. Gene Ontology annotation, biological process: G protein-coupled receptor signaling pathway.